UCUGCGCUCUUGCUCAAGCUCCCAGCGCCCUCCCGCUCUCUCGGCCGCGGUGUCGUCCGCACCGCCCCGCCGCUACCUACCGGCGACCAUGGCGCACCGGGGACUCCCGAGCGCCCCGAAACGUCCUGGCCCUACUGCGCCGGACCGGAGCUUUCAAGCUCUGCCGCCGCUGUGCUGGCCACGUUCGUGGCCGCUGCUGCUGCUGCUGCUGCUGGUGCUGGUGGCUGCCUGCGGAGCGAUGGGGUGCUCCCCCCAGACCCAGCGCCAGAGUCCCAGUGUGCAGGUCACCAGGCUGCUGUCCACGGGACGCACAGAGUCCGGCAAUCGCAAGGAUCCGCAGGCACGAGAAUCGGAGCCCAGCGCCCCGAGUCUGGGUCCGGGUUCUGUUUCAGGUCCCAGCACCGAUGGCGCCCCAGCUCCGGGCAAGGGGCGCAGGGCUCGGGCGGCGCCAGUGGCCGGUGCGGCUUCGGCUUCGCGCGCACAGGUCUCGCUCAUCAGCACGUCGUUCGUGCUCAAGGGAGACGCGACGCACAACCAGGCGAUGGUACACUGGACAGGAGAGAAUAGCAGCGUCAUCUUGAUCCUGACAAAGUACUACCAUGCAGACAUGGGGAAGGUUCUGGAAAGUUCUCUGUGGAGGUCCUCAGAUUUUGGGACAACCUACACCAAGCUUAAUCUCCAGCCUGGUGUCACCACUGUCAUCGACAACUUCUAUAUCUGCCCAGCUAACAAAAGAAAGAUCAUCCUGGUGAGCUCAUCCCUCGGUGACCGGGAACAGAGCCUCUUCCUCAGCAGUGAUGAGGGCACCACGUUCCAGAAGUAUCCUGUCCCCUUCCUCGUGGAGACUCUCCUCUUCCACCCAAAGGAAGAAGACAAGGUUCUUGCCUACACUAAGGACAGCAAGCUGUAUGUGUCGUCAGACCUGGGGAAGAAAUGGACACUUCUUCAGGAACGGGUGACCAAGGACCACGUGUUCUGGGCUGUGUCUGGGGUGGAUGAUGACCCCAACUUGGUCCACAUGGAAGCUCAGGACCUCAGUGGAGGCUAUCGAUACUAUACGUGUCUGAUCCACAACUGCUCAGCCCAGCCACACACAGCACCCUUCUCUGGCCCCAUCGACCGUGGGUCCCUGACCGUGCAGGAUGAGUACAUCUUUCUGAAGGCAACAUCAACAAACCGAACCAAAUACUAUGUCUCCUAUCGCCGCAGUGACUUUGUCCUGAUGAAGCUGCCCAAGUAUGCCCUGCCCAAGGACCUACAGAUCAUCAGCACGGAUGAGCAGCAGGUGUUCGUGGCCGUACAGGAGUGGAACCAGGUAGACACCUAUAACCUGUACCAGUCAGACCUGCGUGGAGUGCGCUAUUCACUGGUGCUGGAGAAUGUGCGCAGCUCGAGGCAGGCUGAGGAGAACGUGGUCAUCGACAUUCUCGAGGUCAGAGGGGUGAAGGGAGUCUUCUUGGCAAACCAGAAAGUGGAUGGCAAGGUGACAACAGUCAUAACCUACAAUAAGGGCCGUGACUGGGAUUACCUGAGGCCACCCAGCACUGACAUGAAUGGGAAACCCACCAACUGCCAGCCGCCGGACUGCCACCUGCAUCUGCACCUGCGCUGGGCAGACAACCCCUAUGUGUCAGGCACGGUUCACACCAAGGACACUGCCCCUGGCCUCAUCAUGGGUGCAGGUAACCUGGGCUCACAGCUGGUGGAGUAUAAAGAGGAAAUGUACAUCACAUCUGACUGCGGGCACACCUGGAGGCAGGUCUUUGAGGAAGAGCACCACGUACUGUACCUGGACCAUGGUGGUGUCAUUGCUGCCAUCAAGGACACCUCCAUCCCCCUGAAGAUCCUCAAGUUCAGCGUGGAUGAGGGCCACACUUGGAGCACGCACAACUUCACCAGCACCUCAGUGUUCGUGGAUGGGCUGCUGAGCGAACCAGGGGAUGAGACACUUGUCAUGACGGUCUUUGGCCACAUCAGCUUCCGCUCUGACUGGGAGCUGGUCAAGGUUGACUUCCGUCCCUCCUUCCCCCGACAGUGUGUUGAGGAUGAUUACAGCUCCUGGGACCUCACUGACCUCCAGGGUGACCACUGUAUCAUGGGCCAGCAGAGAAGUUACCGGAAGAGAAAGUUUACAUCCUGGUGUGUCAAGGGGAGGAGCUUCACGUCAGCACUCACAUCACGUGUGUGCAAGUGCCGGGACUCCGACUUCCUCUGUGACUACGGGUUUGAGCGCUCGUCUUCCUCAGAGUCCACUGCCAACAAGUGCUUUGCCAACUUCUGGUUCAACCCUUUGUCCCCUCCUGAAGACUGUGUCCUGGGCCAGACCUAUACCAGUAGCCUUGGGUACCGGAAGGUGGUGUCCAAUGUGUGUGAAGGUGGUGUGGACCUGCAGCAGAGCCCAGUGCAGCUGCAGUGCCCCCUACAAGCACCCCGGGGCCUGCAGGUGAGCAUCCGAGGAGAGGCAGUGGCUGUGCGGCCUAGAGAAGACGUGCUGUUUGUGGUGCGGCAGGAACAGGGUGAUGUCCUGACCACUAAAUAUCAGGUGGAUCUUGGCGACGGCUUCAAGGCCAUGUAUGUGAACCUUACUCUGACAGGAGAGCCCAUUCGGCACCACUACGAGAGUCCUGGCAUCUACCGCGUGUCCGUCAGAGCUGAGAACAUGGCAGGCCAUGAUGAAGCUGUGCUCUUUGUCCAGGUCAACUCUCCUCUGCAGGCCCUCUACCUCGAGGUAGUCCCUGUCAUUGGCAUCAACCAGGAAGUGAACCUCACAGCCGUGCUGUUACCCUUGAACCCCAACCUCACUGUCUUCUACUGGUGGAUCGGCCACAGCUUGCAGCCUCUACUUUCCUUGGACAACUCGGUGACAACAAGGUUUACGGAUGCUGGGGACGUGCGUGUGACAGUACAAGCUGCCUGUGGUAACUCGGUACUUCAGGACUCCAGGCUCAUCCGUGUGCUCGAUCAGUUCCAGGUGGUGCCUCUGCAGUUCUCCAGGGACCUGGAUGCCUUUAACCCCAACACGCCUGAAUGGAGGGAGGACGUGGGACUGGUGGUCACCCGACUUCUCUCCAAGGAGACCAGCAUCCCAGAGGAGCUGCUAGUGACUGUGGUAAAGCCAGGGCUGCCCACCAUAGCGGAUCUGUAUGUGCUUCUGCCUCCUCCCAGGCCCACAAGGAAGAGGAGCCUCACAAGUGACAAGAGACUGGCAGCUGUGCAGCAGGCACUGAACUCACGCGGGAUCAGCUUUAUCCUUCGAGGAGGGCUUCGUAUCCUGGUGGAGCUGAGAGACACAGAUGCAGGUCCUCAGAGGCCAGGUGGCAGUGGUGGCUACUGGGCCGUGGUGGUCCUCUUUGUCGUUGGGCUGUUUGCAGUAGGAGCAUUCAUCCUAUACAAGUUCAAAAGGAAACGUCCAGGCAGGACGGUGUACGCCCAGAUGCACAAUGAGAAAGAACAGGAGAUGACAAGUCCCGUGAGCCACAGUGAGGAUGCCCAGAGCGCCAUGCAGGGCAACCACUCAGGUGUGGUCCUGAGCAUCAACUCUCGUGAGAUGCAUAGCUACCUGGUGGGCUGAUGGCACCAGCUGGCCAGGACACUCUCCUCCUGCUUCCUCCAUAGAGGGCGCAGGACCACAAGUACAGCUGGAAUGACACACCCUCUGAGACCUGUGGAAAGGCCAACUCCUCUAGCUGUCCCCACUCAGAGGACAGACACCUCUCCCUGUCAGCCCCAGCUGGCCCAUGGGAUCCCGGGACAGCCGACUCAUGACCCACCUGAACAUGGGCCUGUGGUGCCACACAAAGUCCCCACCCUUGACUCUGAGGCAUCACAGUCCUUAGACCUGAACAUGCUGCCCUGGCUGCUCCAACUUGCCACUGCAGCCCAGGUCUGGCUUCUCCUGCCUGGGGCUGGACCAGCAUAUUUCUGGGGUGAGCCUGCAGCCACCCCCGACUCCAGACUUGUAGACCUGCUUAGCCCUGGCCCCACAGUCCCUGUCCCUGCAGAGGACCCCAGAGCCAGGAAGUCUAUGGGCCAGACCUACCCAACACCACCUCCAGGCAGCCACUCUCUCCACUGCAGUAUACAUACCUGCCCGGGUAGAGCUAUUUGAGUUUGGGGGCUCUUUCUUUUAGCUUUCUGUUUUCAAGGCCAGGCAAUAGAAGCCAUCUACGUUCUAUAAGAAUCCCACCCUCAGAACCCCUCUUUCAGAAUGCCCAGAGCUGGGCCUAGGGGGACAAAUAUCUCUCUGAUUUUCCCUCAGGGCUAUGGGGUUGGAGGUAAGAAAGGCAGAGACCCUUACAUGCAAUUUCUGCUCCGUCCAGCAGGGUGUGCCCUUCCACAGCUUCUAGGCUGAUGACUGGCUUCAGGUCAAGUCUGGGCUCUAGAACAGUCUACAGGCCCCAGAAAGGCACAUUGGCUGAAUCCAUCAGGCUCUGAUGCCCUAUGGUUUGAGGUACCCUUGUAGAACCAACCAGAAGAGGGGUGGGAGGGCAGCAUCUCCUGGUAAAAUGGACUUGAGGAUCCAGAGACUUGUGGCCCUUUCAAGGUCGUAGAAAGAAAGCAGCAGAGGUAGCCCUAGAGUUGCCUGCUGCCUGCUCCCACUGCCAAGUCAGGGACCCAGCACAGGUGGACACUGUGAGCUGGCACAAUUCACCUUUUGCCUUGAAACUGAAGUCAGCAUUCCCUUCCCUUCCCCUCCUCUCCCUCGUCCCACCUCUAAACUCUUGCUCCCCCACCAGAGAGCCCAGGCUGACCUGGAGUUAGACCCAGGUAUCUCGAUGUUCGCUGCUGCUGCUGCUGCUUGGCACACCCACCAGCACCCACAGUUCACCCUGGGGAAUAAAUGUAGCCUAUAUAGGAGGAGACAUCUAGGACGGACCCUCCCAGGACAGCUCCAGCACUCAGUCUCUCUCUAUUAGGGGAUGGGAUGAGUGUCCAGAUGCUCAUGUCCCAGACAGAAUGGCACAGACCAGGGCAGCUAUAUGAGACACAAAGCUGGUCUGUGGGAGGGAGUGUCUCAACUGUACCCCAAUAUCUCUCACUCUCUGCCACUCUCUGGGGCUCAGGGGUCCCUCCAGAGGUGACCGCAGGCUGUCCUCCUUAUGCUACAAAUGGGACCCUAGUGCCAGUGAAGGCCAUGACACUCUAAGACCUUUACGCCCUCACACACAUCUUCUUGCUAUCCCAAAAGAAACCUAAGCAGAGACCUUUCCCCAAUCCAUAUCCCUGCAGCACUGUAUCACUCAGUACCACACAAAAGGAGAUGCUCACACACUACACAGUCUCCAUAAGGUCCAAGGUCAGCACAGAACCCCUGGACAUAGCCUGCCACUUUAGCUCACCAGUGCCUGGGGUACCAACUGUAGGUCUUUGCCUUCCGCAAGCACUCUGUCACUCUCAAGGACACUCGGGUAGGCUUCCCCUAGCUAUUUGGAUUUUAUGUUACUAUUUCUAUUAGGAACAUUUGGAGUGUGUAGACGCAAGAGCCUCCCCAUUCUCAUCUCCAUAACUGCAGACAGCUAUGCAGGCACAGGGUUUCCCUUCCCAUCAGCUAAGGUGCCAUGCAUUGCACAGCCAGGGGCAAAAGCCCCAUGGACAGCCCAGAUGCUAUCAGCUCAGGAGCUCACAGCACUCUCCACCGGGCCCUGUGCAUACCUGACCUGUGGGCAUAGCAGAGGUGAUGAAUUCUUUGUUUUUCCUUUCUAAAAAAAAAAAAAAAAA
This is a messenger RNA of Arvicanthis niloticus (Nile rat), 5718 nucleotides long. It is a transcript of the gene Sorcs2, whose product is annotated as sortilin related VPS10 domain containing receptor 2. Gene Ontology annotation, molecular function: protein binding. The record is from RefSeq and is a predicted model, not a curated record. Gene Ontology annotation, cellular component: membrane. Lineage: Eukaryota; Metazoa; Chordata; Mammalia; Rodentia; Muridae.